This is a messenger RNA of Myotis brandtii (Brandt's bat), 1416 nucleotides long. It is a transcript of the gene ADAP1, whose product is annotated as ArfGAP with dual PH domains 1. Gene Ontology annotation, molecular function: GTPase activator activity; phosphatidylinositol bisphosphate binding. NCBI's taxonomy places the organism in Eukaryota, Metazoa, Chordata, Mammalia, Chiroptera, Vespertilionidae. Bases 16 to 1416 code for a protein of 466 amino acids. The transcript has 9 exons. Gene Ontology annotation, biological process: positive regulation of GTPase activity. Gene Ontology annotation, cellular component: intracellular membrane-bounded organelle; plasma membrane. The record is from RefSeq and is a predicted model, not a curated record.
CAGACAGGACUCCUGAUGCCCGGCCACAGCUCUGUGCGCCCUGCUGUGCCCUCGGCCGCCUUCUCGCUGCCCACGGCCUGCAGGCCCCCACACCCUCCUCCAGAUCCCGACUGGGCCUCCUACACCCUGGGCGUGUUCAUCUGCCUGAGCUGCUCCGCCAUCCACCGCAACAUCCCGGAGGUCAGCAAGGUCAAGUCCGUCCGCCUGGACGCCUGGGAGGAGGCCCAAGUGGAGGGUGUGGUCCCAACGCUGAGGACAGAGAAAGGUACUGACUCCCAGCAGACCCCCUUCCUGGGUGACCAGCUCGACCUCACACGUCACCACAGCCUCACCACCACGGAGUCUCCGCCACGGAGUCACCGCCACGGAGUCACCACCACGGAGUCUCCACCACGGAGUCUCUGCCACAGAGUCACCACCACACAGUCUCCGCCAUGGAGUCUCCACCACGGAGUCUCCACCACGGAGUCACCGCCACGGAGUCACCACCACGGAGUCUCCACCACGGAGUCUCCGCCACGGAGUCUCUGCCACAGAGUCACCACCACGGAGUCUCCACCACGGAGUCUCCACCAUGGCCUCACCACCACGGAGUCUCCGCCACGGAGUCACCACCACGGAGUCAUCACCACGGAGUCUCCACCAUGGAGUCUCCGCCACGGAGUCUCCACCACGGAGUCACCACCACGGAGUCACCACCAUGGAGUCUCCACCACGGAGUCUCCACCACGGCCUCACCACCACAGCCUCACUGCCACGGAACCCCGCCCUCUCCCCCCAGGAUACCGAGAGGGUUUCCUCUGGAAGCGCGGCCGGGACAACGGGCAGUUUCUCAGCCGGAAGUUUGUGCUGACGGAGCGUGAGGGUGCCCUGAAGUACUUCAACAGACACGAUGCCAAGGAGCCCAAGGCCAUCAUGAAGAUCGAGCACCUGAACGCCACCUUCCAGCCGGCCAAGAUCGGACACCCGCACGGCCUGCAGGUCACCUACCUGAAGGACAACAGCACCCGCAACAUCUUCAUCUACCACGAGGACGGGAAGGAGAUGGCCGACUGGUUCAACGCGCUCCGGGCUGCCCGCUUCCACUACCUGCAGGUGGCCUUCCCGGGGGCCAGUGACGCUGACCUGGUGCCGAAGCUGACCAGGAACUACCUGAAGGAGGGCUACAUGGAGAAAACUGGGCCCAAGCAGACGGAAGGCUUCCGGAGGCGCUGGUUCACCAUGGAUGACCGGAGGCUCAUGUACUUCAAGGACCCCCUGGUAGGGCAGGGCCUCGGCCGGGCAGAGGGACCUCUCAGCCAGGGCAGGGUCCUCGGGAUGGCCGGGGAGGGGGAGCGAACACUUCCUGCCCCUGAGGUGCCCAUCCCCGAGGGGCAGUCGGUGGGCCCUUCCUUAGAACCAGGCCUCACUCACUGA